GUAUCUUCAAAGAUGGGAAAAUUCCUACUCAUCUCGGUUCUCAUAUUUGUAUCAGCAUGUUCAACCACGGCAACAGAUCCGGGGAAUCCCUACGGUUCCUGCGCGACCACGGCCAACAAAAACUACUUUGUGUGCAAAAUGGCCGCAAAUUUGACCGUUCUGGCUGGAUUCACUGAGAAAUUCAUUUACACAAAUGAUAUCUACCAAUUAAUUGAUGUGGUUGUUUACCCCGCUGAUAUGUACACCACUACACCGCCCAUAGAGAGACUCCCCAUCUGGCGAUUGCAAAAAUCCACUAUACUGAGCUCUGUAUCUGUGAAGCACAUAGAAUUACACAGAGAUUUUGAUUUUCCAAGAAACGUGAACAUCGGCGAUAUUAUCCUAAGCAACAAUAACUUAACGGCAUUCCCUACAAACAUUACCAACCGAGAUGACCUACAUUACAUAGUGAUACAAUAUCAAAAAAUCAGGGCUUUAUCUCCCAAUUCGUUCACCGCAAUAAUGGCCAACCUGAAGAAACUCAGUUUGGAAAAUAUUCAGCUGGAGGAAAUCGAGCCAAACACUUUCACGCAAUUGAGUCACCUGACCCAUCUGCACUUGUCGGAAAAUCACUUGAAUGUUCUACAUUCUGACAUGUUUACUGGUCUUAAUCAUCUGCAAGUUCUUUACUUGUUUAACAAUCAAAUCCGUGCAAUAGAGCCUGGGACUUUCGACACUAUGUCAGACACACUGGAGUAUCUCAAUUUAAACCGUAAUCAGCUGAAAGUAAUUGAGCCAAAGACUUUCACGCCAUUGAGCAGACUGGUGACUCUGGACUUGUCCGCAAAUUCCUUGGAGAUUCUAGCUCCUGAUAUGUUUCCUGGUUAUUUGAGCGGUUUGGAUUUGAGGUUUAACGAAAUCCAUACGAUAAAACCUGGAACUUUCGCCAAUAUUACGGAUAAACUGCAGUAUCUCGCCUUAGAUGGUAAUCAGCUGACAACCAUCGAGCCAAAUAUUUUCACGCAAUUCGGGAACCUGGACAAGCUGAUUUUGAGGCAUAAUAGGUUGAACACUCUAACUCCUGACAUGUUUGGUGGACAAGUGCAGCAUCUUAUAUUGAACAGUAACCAAAUCAACACGAUAAAACCUGGAACAUUCGCCAAUGUCUCGGCUAAACUGAAGCAAAUCAGUUUACAAGAUAAUCAACUGGAAGACCUCGAGCCAAAUACUUUCAUGGAAUUGAGCGGCCUGAGAUCCCUGGACAUGAUGAACAAUUACUUGAAGGUUUUAUCUUCUCAUAUUUUUGCCGGUCUUGAUAAUUUGAACACCCUUUACUUGGACUAUAACCAAAUCCAUACGAUAGAACCCGAAGCUUUCGCCGAUAUAAAAAAUAGCCUGAAGUGGCUCCAUUUAAAGCAUAAUGAGCUGGAAGUCAUCAAGCCAAAUACCUUCACGCAACUCCCCAAACUGGAGUACCUGAUAAUGUCGGAAAAUCGCUUAAAAGUUCUAGCUCCUGGUAUGUUUGCUGGUCCUUUGAUGAAUUUAUGGUUGGACGCUAACCAAAUCCAUGCGAUAAAACCUGGAACUUUUGACAAGAUCAACAGUAAAUACAUGUUUUUAAACGGUAAUCAACUGAGCGUUAUCGAGCCAAACACUUUCAAACAAUUGAGCGGCAUACGCUCCCUGAACCUGCGUAAAAAUUACUUCAAAACUUUAUCUCCUGAUAUGUUUGCUGGUCUUGAUAAUUUGAAAUCUCUUUUCUUGGGGAAUAACCAAAUUCAUACGAUAGAAAAUGGAACUUUCACGCAAUUCAGCGGCCUGGACACUCUGGACUUGACGGAAAAUAACUUGACGGUUCUACAUCUUGACAUGUUUGCUGGUCUUGAUCGUUUGAAAGAUCUUCGCUUGGAAGAUAACCCAAUCGAUACGAUAAACUUUGGAAGUUUCGGCAGUUUUUCUCUUCUUCAAAAAGCCUUUCCUGCUGCGGACUGGCUGAAUGGCCUUUCGAGACUUCCUACGGAACUUAAUAAACGCAGGGUUACUUAUGUGAUGGGUAAUGGAAUCAUAAUAACGUAAUUUAAACGCGAAGAAUUUUCUUUUGUAUUGAACGGUCUUUAGGCGGAAAUUCCUGCACAGGGAUUCCAUUAAAUAUCAGAAGUGUGUUAAUUAAAAAAUGUAGUUUUAAAAUAAAUUCUUUUGAAACACUUUA
This is a messenger RNA of Diachasma alloeum, 2188 nucleotides long. RefSeq names its product leucine-rich repeat-containing protein 15. Bases 13 to 2055 code for a protein of 680 amino acids. Gene Ontology annotation, cellular component: extracellular matrix. The record is from RefSeq and is a predicted model, not a curated record. The transcript has a single exon. NCBI's taxonomy places the organism in Eukaryota, Metazoa, Arthropoda, Insecta, Hymenoptera, Braconidae. Gene Ontology annotation, molecular function: protein binding.